CACACUGCGGGCCUGCAGUUUAUGGAGCAGGGUUUAUGGAGCAGGAUGACUGAACUGUUUCAUCGACCAGCUGGUCUUCCAUUCUCAUUCACGACUAUUGAUUUGCAUAAUCAUCUCAGAUGCCAUCAUGGUGUGCCGAUGGCUAUUGGGGAUAGUUGUAGCCCAGCUCUGCGAUGGCAAGGCAACCCGUAUGCCCUACGUUAGUCCUUUGUGCUAUGCUUGCAAUCAUUCCGUCAGGCUCAGGUUACUCCACAGGGUUCGAUUUAACACCUAAACAUAUUACAACAAUUCCAACCUGUCGAUCCCGGCCGAUGAGCUGUGGUUGGCAAGAGGUUUCCGACCUCUCGCCAAAUUCUGAUUCUACUCGGGAUGACUUGCAAUUUUGUCGUCCAGCUCCGAGUCAGCAAGGCAACUUGAAGACCACGCGCCUCAAGUCGACGGAGCAUAGCGUCAAGGGUAGGUCACAUUUGAUCGCGCGUGUCCCGUUUUUGACGUUCUUUUUUCAGUCACAAACGAUGUCUCUGUACGUCGUGGGCUCGUGGCGGUGAAGUGUCACCGAACCAUUGAUUUUUACCAACUGCA
Messenger RNA from Suillus clintonianus, 582 nucleotides. RefSeq lists its product as uncharacterized. The transcript has a single exon. The record is from RefSeq and is a predicted model, not a curated record. NCBI's taxonomy places the organism in Eukaryota, Fungi, Basidiomycota, Agaricomycetes, Boletales, Suillaceae. The coding region runs from base 174 to 548 and encodes 124 amino acids.